Messenger RNA from Thecamonas trahens ATCC 50062, 1107 nucleotides. RefSeq lists its product as uncharacterized. NCBI's taxonomy places the organism in Eukaryota, Apusomonadida, Apusomonadidae. The transcript is spliced from 2 exons. Bases 1 to 1107 code for a protein of 368 amino acids. The record is from RefSeq and is a predicted model, not a curated record. Gene Ontology annotation, cellular component: integrator complex. Gene Ontology annotation, biological process: snRNA 3'-end processing.
AUGCACCACCUCGGCUGCUUCUCCGAGGCCUCGUUCCACCACCUGGUCAUCACCCUUGUCGACACGGCCUUCUCGCAUCUCGCCAACAACCUGCUCCGCGCCACGCCGACGUACGCCUCACUCGCGGACACCCAGCUCUCGCUGCUGGCACGGGCGAACGCCUCAGGCGAGGUUCCAGCCCAGCUCGACGUCUCGACGCUCGGCAUGGAGCUGGCGGCGCCGCUGACACAGCAGCUGGCAGCGGUGGUGAGCACCCGCUCGACCACCUUUGUCGAGCGCACGUCGGCCUCAUUUGAGGCCUUUGUCUCGCGCCCGAGCUCGCUGCUGGAACAGAACCGCAAGCGCCGGGUCGAGGGUAUGACCGGCGGACAGAUGCUGAGCUCGCGGGCGCGCAAGCGGCGCAAGGCUGUCGCCGGCGGCAACGCGCCGGCCCCCGCCUCGGAGGAAGUGCUUGCCCGCAACCGGCAGUACGUGCUCGACAUGCUGACGCUCCCGGUCCUGGCGCACUCGUCGCGGGGAGCAGUCGAUCCCAAGCGAGUGCGGGCGGUGGCGCGGACGCUGUACGCAUACGUCAAGCCUGCGGUGGCGCUCCCCUCGCGCGACGAGUACCGCGAGGUCCUGCCCGCGCGUCCGGCAUCCGAGGCCGUCGUUGCCACUGUGAGGAUGUUUAGCCAGAAUCCGCUGGUGUGGGAGGUGCUGGAAACGCUUGUGCCUGCGGCGCCGGUCCAGUUCUGCCGCUACCUCGAUGUAUUCCGGGCGCUCCUCGCGUGGCACGUCGGCUCGUGGCACCUUGCCGCGAAGCAGGCCAAGGUCCGGAGUCCGAGCGCAAGCGCAGCUGCCGAAGCCGCUCUGCGCGAUGAGACCGCCCAGCUCCUGCGCAUCCUGGCAGCCGCGCAGUGGUUCCCGCGUCCGCUCUCGGCCCUUCCCAUGAUGCUUGACGGGCUCCGGGCCGGCGAUAUGGUCGACGUCCUCACCGCGCUGUGGAACUUUGCGCUCAUGUACCCUGCCACAGUUGACGCCUUUCGGGUCCAGCCGGACUCGAUCCCGCCGGUCCACGUCCGAGUCUUCCCCUCGCGAACAACGCAAGCUGCGACAGCGACUGUUUGA